This is a messenger RNA of Acanthoscelides obtectus, 4004 nucleotides long. The record is from the annotation of a GenBank genome assembly. NCBI's taxonomy places the organism in Eukaryota, Metazoa, Arthropoda, Insecta, Coleoptera, Chrysomelidae.
UGCAAGUUGACACUGACAGAAAAACAAAUACAUAACCUCAAAUUUUCGGAUUGUCUUGUGCUUGCUGUUUUCAAACUUACAUCUCGAUUUCUCGACUUUCAAAUUUAAAGUGUUGCCAUGCGUUUGUCUUGUAGUGUAGCUAGCUUUCCUAGGUAGAGUGACAAUUCCACAUCGAAAAAAAGGUUUUAAUCGGAAUUUCAUAUCUCUGAGUCAUCAAGUUCUGUAUAUUAUGGAUGAUGACUUUAUUGACCUUACUAGUGAUGAUCAGAAGGCUGAUAAACCCAAUAAACGAAAAAAGAACAGUUACACACUAGAAGAAAAAAUUGUUGGGGGAGUUUGGUACCAUGAAAGAUUGUAUACUAAUCUCACAUAUAGAGAGAUGCAAGAUAAUUUCAAAGUACGAUUCAACAAAUCACCUCCUCAGUUUCACACGUUUCGUGAUUGGGAAAAGGCGCUAUUUAAUAGUAGUCUUAUGGUCAGAUCCGGUCUACAUAAGAAAAGAACUAAGAAGCAAUACUUGCAGAUUCCAUACGUGAAAGAGUCCUUCAGAUCACAUCCAAAUCUACCAAUGUUACAAAGGGCUGCUUUACUAGGUAUACCCCAAACCGUACUGUAUACUAUGUUAAGGGAUGAUUUUACACCAGAGGAAAUUGAAAAGCUGAAGCGAGAAGGACAGAAAGAGUCAAGAACGGAGAACCAGGAACAAGAUUAAUCUAUGAAAAGCCCCUAAAGGGGAGGGAAUAAUUAUACGUGAUGUGAUAAAGUUUGUUCUAAAAGAAAGAAAAUUUAUACCUUUACCAAGAGGGAUACUGCGUGAAUUGUCUUUGAAAUCCGCCUGCCGGCAUCAGUGACCUUGGGCACAGCUUGGAUAACAAUCAGCUAUGAAACUCUCCUGUCAGUGUCAAAAACGACCGCCUUUUCGGCUUAGUAUAUCGAAUGUAACUUCCUCCAGUACAACAGUGAAAGAGGUUUCAGAGUUCCGAAAUGAGUACCUAGUCCUAGUCGGUGUUACCGCGUACCAUGCUAGCAGCCGCAGAUACGCGUUGCAAUCGUAAAAACGAUGCGACGGAGUAUUGAUGAUUAUUUAUGUACGAAAAAGCUUCAGAAUAAAUUUGUAAUGGUAGAAGGCUAUCAGUAUUUACAAUAAACGGAAAUAUAUUUACUUUUGUUUGCUGCUUCACAUUUUAAAGCAGUAACAUUUCUUUAAAAUUUUGCUAUGAUGGUACCAUAGAAUUGGGAGCAUAUGAAGGUUUUAGUGAGAGUUCCAAGAAACAUUAUUAUUCUUUUGGACAAAAACAUCAUAGGGGGGUCCGGUCCGUGAAAUAUGAUGGCAUUUUCGCAAAUUUGAGCAUCACUGCCUGUAGCUUAGCGCCGCGAGGCGUACGUACCCUUAGUCACGCGUUUCUAUACUUUGGUCAGCGAUUGAAAUCCCAUCCGGCCCCGAACGUUUUUACGUUUUUUCGUUUUUUUGUUUCUCUUUUGAGUUAUUUUAUUCUGAUCUAUUUCAAAAUCAACUCGUUUGAAUAUUUAUUAGCUUAUAGCAUUUGAUGUUUAGAUUUAUAAUUUGUUCCACAAAUCCGAAUAACGGAACGGGUUGCGCCAUCCAUCAUCCAAGGAUUAAAACUGGUUUUCGUUUGAUGAUUAUCCAAAGGCUAAACCUGGUUAGAAUAACUGAUUUAGAAUAGGUAGCGCCAAUUGUCAGGGCUUUUGGAUAAUAUUUGCACUUUGCUAUCAUAUGGUCAUAGUUAACAAUUUUGCCACUUUUGGACCAAUUUGAAUGUCAUUUAAUAUAAAAUCAUAAUUAUGAAUACAAUGUAUUAAAUUAAAUAAUUAAAUACCAGUUAUCAAUCUAUAUUCAUUAUGUUACCUCAUUAUAUCGUAACCUGAUAAAUGAGAUGAAAUAAUGUUAUACUUUUUAAUUGUUCAGGCACUGUUCUCGUAGUAGUAGACUUAUAUUUUUGCCAUAGAUGAAUUAUAUAUACGAAUUUUAUUGAAAUUUCCAGUCUCUUGAUCUAGUGUGUGUAGCAAGUUUUGAGCAUAUACUUCGUUGUUCUUUCAUAAAUAAAUGAACAUAAAUGUUGACCAAACUUGCUCCUUUUUAUUAUUGGUUCACAAAAACUACUCAAGGUUAUAUCGGAAUAUUAUAAUUUUUACAAUUGAACCCAUAUCUGUCGCCGCUAGCGCGGUAAGCGGUAAUACCUGUUGAACAGCGGAUUUGGGGAACAAAUUACACCAAUUUCUUCAAAAAAUCUAAACACCAAAAUUUGGUGGUUAGAUUUUUUUAAUGCUAUAAACUAAUAAAUAUUCAUACGAGUUCUUUUUAAAGUAGGUCACAAUAAAAUAAUUCAACAGAGAGAAAAAAGAAAACAUUGUUGAAUGCGGAUGGGAUUUGAACUGCUGGCCCAAAAAUGCAAUAGGAGCGCGUGGUUAAAGGUAUGUACACCUCGGGAGGCUAGGCUACAGACACUGAUAUUCAAAUUUUGCGAAAGUGUCAUUAUAUUCCAAGGACCGCACACUGUUAUGAUGAAAAGAAAAUAUACGAAAAGGAAUAAUAACGUUUCUUAAAACUUUCAGUAGAUGUUCACUUGGUCUCAAAAUGAAAUGUGGGGGCAAAUUCUUUGAUACCAAAAUAACAUCAUUUUAAAUGAAUUAAUUUAUUCUACUUAAAUAUAUCAAACAAACGUAAACAUUUUUCCGUUUAUUGUAAAUACUGAUAGCCUUCCACCAUCACAAAUUUAUUCUGAAGCUUUUCCAUAAAUAAAUAAUUAUCAAUACCCCGUCGCGUCGUUUUGGACAAACAUGCUCCUUUUUUAUUACUGGUUCACACAAACUGCUUAUUAGCUCAUAUCGCAAUAAAAUAAUUCUUACGAUUGCAACGCAUAUCUGACGCCGUUAGCAUGCUACGUGGCAACACCGCCUAGGACUACUCAGUACGGAAUGGUGAAACCCCCUUCAUUGUUGGGGGAAUUGACAUUCGACAUUCUCCGCGUUUCAUAGCUGAUUGUUAUCUAAGCUGUGCCUAGGGUUUGAACUGCAUUACUGGUUUAUAACAAUAACAACAAUAACACAGAGUUCUAUAAACGAACAGCACGUGGCUUGGCAGUUCGGUGUUGGGUUGAUAAUUCGCUCAUAGAUUGCUCGCCAACUGUCCAGGAACCGCCAUUGGUUUGGCGGUUCGCUUAUAGAUGGUUGAAGCGUCUACCGAGUAAGUGACUAUGCAAUGCUGCCAAAAUGACAGAACAUUUUCAGAAACUGCUACAUUUAUCCUGAGCUGAGUGAAGUACAGUCCUUUUGAUGGUUGCUAGCUCUUGCACAUAUACACACAUGAAUUGUAUGACAGGACUGUUUUUUACAUUCACUUUUUGAAAAUGAUAAAAACAAUUCAACACAGAUUGACGACAUUAUAGUUGUAUCUUCAGAUAUGUUUUAUAUUGCAAAUCAACAAGAGGUAAACUCAAGUCGCAUGACGAGAAAAUCUUAAAGGCGGCGAGACAAAACUAAAAAACAUGUAUUUGAGCGUAAAUAAACGUCCGCCCAUAGAAGCCUAUUCACAUUUAUUGUUGCUUAUUGCGUGCAUUCAUUUCCCCAAAAUAUGAUUGCUAGAUCUAGUAACUAAUUAGGCUUCUAAGAAUACUAUGGGAUCCAGUGGUUAACGUGAAAUAAUCUUUUGUGACUGUGCUUGCAUAAAUAUUUUGUAUUUUAGAUGGACCACAUUGAAUGAAAAAUAUAUGAGUAGAUGUUCAUACAAAAGAAAAUUUGAACAAUGAUUUAAUCUAAAAAGGAUUAUCACUUUGGCAACACUGCAUGCGUCACUCGAAAAAUAAGUGGUUAGUCACCAUCAGCUGUUUUGUGGACUCGGUAUUACCUUUAGUUUGACCGUUCACCAUUUUAUCCCUCUCUAACUUCUUCGUCUUGUCUAACUGUCUUUUCUUGAUAUAACCGCUCUUUGCAUAUACCAUUUUUGUAGUGUAAUCAUAUGAAGGUGUAAUAAAAGAAUAAUUCUG